UAUCUCCAAGAAGUUAUCAAUCAGCGCCAAAGAUUAGAAGUUACAAAAGUUACGUGUUGGUGUUUCUAAAAUACGUGCAAUCGUGAUGAACUAGUUUUAUUUUCAAGUGACUGAUUUAAUAGAUAGUGAAAAACAAUUCCAAAUAAGAAAAACAUGAGUCUACCAAGUGGUGUUGAUAUGUCUAGUUUAAUGUCCCAGCAUCCCGUACUUGGUGCCAUACCUCCAGCAUUCUUUUUACGUGCAACAGAACGUUAUCAGCGUACACCAAAAUGUGCCCGAUGUCGUAAUCAUGGUGUUGUAUCAGCAUUAAAAGGACAUAAACGUUAUUGUCGGUGGCGUGAUUGUGUAUGUGCAAAAUGCACGUUAAUUGCUGAACGACAACGUGUUAUGGCCGCACAAGUUGCAUUACGCCGUCAACAAGCACAAGAGGAAAGUGAAGCACGUGAAUUGGGUAUGCUGUAUGCAACACCACAACAACAAACCGCAUCAUCGACCACAUCAUCGACAGCAUCUGGUGCUAGUGACGUGGUUGUAUCACAAACUUCUACCAAAAAUUUAUCACCAACUUCUCCAACGACCACUGAUUUAGGUUUGUCGUUAAUACACCAGACGAGAACAAGGCAAAAUGAAGCUACCGCAUUGUUUCAAACGAAUAUUGAUAAAUCAGAACCAUCUAGUCCAAACAAUAAACGUGCACGGAUAAGUGUUGACGAAUCCGGUGAUGAUAGUCAAUCAGAUCAUGAAGAUAAAUCCAACAUUUUAGAGCAAACUUCACCAAACAGUAGUAGACAUAUACAACGAACACCAUCCCCAAGUGUACAUCCACAAAGUUCACCCGAACAUGAUUUAGAUGUAGAAGAAGAAAGUCAAGACAAUGAGAUUGAAAUACCAUUACCUGAAAAUCUAUCAUUAAAAAAGAGUCCUUUAAAUGAAUCAACAAGUUCAUCACCUCCCCCUCAACAGCAACAAACACCCACACCAUUUAUUUCCUAUCAACAUACAUUAACACACUUUUCACAUUUUCCACAUGCAUUUCAACAACAUUCACAUAAUAAUCCACAAUCCAGAUCUCCAAUUGAUAUAUUAUUACGAGUGUUUCCUGGUCGACGGAGAUCCGAUGUAGAAUCAAUAUUACAACGAUGUAAAGGUGAUGUAUUGCAAGCAAUGGAAUUAAUGGUAUGUGGGGGUAGUACUCCAUUAGAAGAUCAGUCUUCAUCUCCAUCACCUUCUGCUUUCUCACCGUUAGCUCCAACAUCACAUUUCCAAAGGUAUAGUCCACAACAUGCUAGAAGAUUUCUAGCAGCUCCUUAUGCUGGUACUGGCUAUUUGCCAACAGUUAUCAGACCUCCUCAUGAAUAUGGCAUGCCACUUCAUGCUGUGCAUGAAAUAUAUAGUGCCGCAAGCAAUAAUACCGAUAAACCAACUGCAUCUUCACCAGGAUCUAAUACUGGUUCUGAUAAGACAUCAUACUCGGAGUGACUAACUUUAAAUUGUUGGUAAAAUAAAAUUUAAUAAUUAGUUCAAGAGCCUACCGUAGUAAAUCCUCCAUAUACACAUCCGAGUCCAAUUAAUUAUUAAUUGUUUUUAUUAUCCGUAAAAAGGUACAAGCAAGUUAUGAAAGUGAGCAUUAAAUUUGAAAUAAAAAUGCUCUCAACAUUUCUUCCCCUUAACCCACAAGGGACGGUCUACAAACAUAUAAAAAUAAUUUUAAAAAUGGAGGCUUAAGAUCUACUGAUUGAAAAGAUUGAAAUAAUGUUACCUUUUUAACUAACUCCUUCAAUAAACCAGUCAUUUAAAAAAAACGAUUCUGACCUCUC
Molecule: messenger RNA, 1817 nt
Organism: Chrysoperla carnea
Lineage: Eukaryota; Metazoa; Arthropoda; Insecta; Neuroptera; Chrysopidae
Product: doublesex- and mab-3-related transcription factor A2-like
Exons: 2
Coding region: 154-1479 (441 amino acids)
Biological process (GO): sex differentiation; regulation of transcription by RNA polymerase II
Cellular component (GO): nucleus
Molecular function (GO): RNA polymerase II cis-regulatory region sequence-specific DNA binding; DNA-binding transcription factor activity, RNA polymerase II-specific
Source: RefSeq, a predicted model, not a curated record